This is a messenger RNA of Gastrolobium bilobum, 345 nucleotides long. RefSeq lists its product as uncharacterized. The record is from RefSeq and is a predicted model, not a curated record. Lineage: Eukaryota; Viridiplantae; Streptophyta; Magnoliopsida; Fabales; Fabaceae. The transcript has a single exon. The coding region runs from base 1 to 345 and encodes 114 amino acids.
AUGAACAUCCACACCAACGACGAAAAUUGGGGAUUCGAAGAAGAUGACGACGAUCUUUUCAGUCUAUUAGAGAACGAUAAUCUUACCUUGGAAGUAGCGGUGACAUUCAUUGAUAAUCCCUACUCUUCCCUCCUGGUUUUUCAAUCCUCCUCGUCGUAUAUCACCAUAAACGGCAAUGAGGAGAGUUGUGGCUCGUCGUUUUCCGAUUCCGGCACCUCCGUCAUGGCCAGCGUUGACAUGAGCGGUUUGAGGUUGAGUCCCAAAGGCAAAGCGGUGGAGGACGAUGACGAUGACGAUGAGGUACUAGCAACAUUUCUAGGGAUCGGUGAGGAUCUUUUACUUUGA